AUUAAAAGAAAAGGCUUAUAUCUAGACUCUGUCUUUACAGAAGUGAAAGGAAAUUCAUUUGAAGUUUUGAGUUACUAUUAUAUAUGCUUAUGAAUCAGUUUCCCAGAAAUAUGAUGAUAUGCAGACAAUUUCGGGAAAUACUAUUUCAUUUUUCAAAAUUAAAUAUUUAUGGAUAAAAUUUAAAUAAGAAUUUUAUAUUUCCCAUCUCCCAUAAAUGUCAGAUGUAUUCGUAAAAAAUGUAAUUUUCAAAAUAGAAACUAAAGCGUUUCAUAAAAUGUUCCGAAAAAAAAGUAAUUAGUUUAACUGUCGCUGUAAUGACUGUUGUGAAAACUGUCAAAUGUCAAAAGUUGUCUAAGCUUGUCUCCUUUUUUUUUUUUUUUUUUUUUGUUGUUGUUGCUGUUUUUUCCCCUUAAGUGUUCUCUUAAUGUCUGAGUAUUUCUGCUCAAUCCAGUCGCCCUUUUUUUUUUUUUUUUUUAAAUGGCCAGUGAAAACUAAUAAAUAUGAGUAAUGCACUGACUGUUAAACACGUUAACGAAACAAUCAUAUUGCAUGAUAGCGGAAAAAUAUUACCUUAGUUUAAGAAUCUCCAAAAUUAUAACAUACAGUGUGCAUGAAUUUUUUUAUAUUUUCGUGAUGUUCUUUCUAAACUGCUCGUUCGCUGCAUGUGAUAUUUGCAAAAAUUCUUGGCUUCAUUUACAGCCCCUGAAAAUACCACUAAAGGAAAGUUUUGUAGAACAUUUAAAUUCAGCCGUAUUUAAUUUAUGACUCCAUGAAAGUAUUUGUGUUAAAGAAAAAUGGAGAUUAGUUCAGUCUCUACCGAAAUUUUCUGUAAAACCUAAGAUGGGAAAGUGCAAUCCUGUAACGAGAAUAAUACCAGCAUCAUUUGCAUGGAUUGUAUUAUUGUUUUCAACUGGAAUAUUUUUUGCUUUUCCAUGCUGGCACCUGAUGCUGGUCUACAGUAUUGGAAUUCCAGUAUUUCAAAGUAUCAUAACUUUUUUUGUAAUUGUGAAUUUUUCUUUGGCUACAUUUGUGAAUCCUGGUGUGAUCCCUAAGGCUGCAUCAGAUGAAUUAAAAGGAGAUGGUAUUGGAUCUCCAGCGUUUCAAGAAAUUGAAAUUCAAGGUGUUCGUGUUCGUUUAAAGUGGUGUGUUACUUGUCAGUUUUAUCGUCCCCCACGUUGUGUUCAUUGUGGUGUGUGUAAUACUUGCAUAGAGACAUUUGAUCAUCAUUGUCCGUGGGUGAAUAAUUGCAUUGGUCGACGGAAUUAUCGUUAUUUUUUCAUGUUUUUGUUUUGGCUAAGCAUUCAUAUGGUUUCUAUAUUAACAUUUUGUGCUCUUUACCUGAAGGAUCACAUAAACAAUCUAAAGCAGUUAGAAACUAUUAUGACGCUUGUUAUUGUAGGUAUUAUCAUAAUUCUUUUCAUCCCUAUUCUUGGAUUAACAGCAUAUCAUAUGAUGUUGAUAAUGCAAGGAAGGACUACCAAUGAACAGGUUACUGGAAAAUUUUUAGAUGGCCAAAGUCCGUACACUAGAGGAUGUUGUAAAAAUAUCAUGUAUAGUUUGUGUAAUAGUCCACUUCCUAGGUACAAAAAAGGAAAUUCAUUUUAUACAUCUGUAAAUCAAUAUUCUGGCAGAAAUUUGACAGAGCAGCCAGCUGUAACAGACAGUGAAUCUAAGAGUUCAGAAAAAACUUCGUCAGUACAUUUCAAGUUCGUUGAUCAAGCAGAUUACAUGCUGCCUAAACAAAGCAAAUCAGAUGAUUGUGAAGAAUCACCUCCUUCAUAUCUAAACAGAGGACGACUUCACUUAAGUCUUAGUGAAUCAUUAUAUGUAAAGCAUCCAGAUUCUUCUGUUAAAAACAGAGGAUCUCGUGCACUUACACCUCCUGUGCCAAUUAGAUUUGAUUGCUCAAGAAGAUCUUUACCCCCACAUAACAGACUUCAUGCUCCUUCUCCUCAUUAUGUAGUUGCUCAAUCAGUUCAUGGAACAGUAUUUCACACACAGAAAGAUGUUUCAAAAGUAGGUGCUUGUACAUCUGGUCAUUCUUCUAAUUCUACACUGUAUUACUCACAAAAUCAGAAUCCAGCACUAAUUAAGUAUGAUUACGGGACUUCUUCCACUGAUGGUUGUGGAGCAUCUUCAAAUUUUUAUUCAUAUCUUUAUAAGAGGAAAGAUAUUAUGGCAAAAGAAGAAGGGUUAUCUUUUACUUCUCCUGAAUCUUCAAGUAGCAGCAAAGCUUUAACAUCUGAUACUUGUUGUUUAGGUAAUCAGACUGUUGAUAAAUUACAAGAGCUUGCAAAUAGGACUAUGAUCAGUGGCCAGUGUACUGAAGUUUCUGUGCUUGAAGCAUUCCCUAAAGGCUGUAGUAGUUUUCAUAAUAGCCCAAGCAAAGAAUGCCAUGAUGUUCACCAGUUAUUGAUUGCUCAGACACCACAACAACUUUUUGUUAACAACUGUGUUGACUGCCAGCAGAGUUCUUCAAAUCAUUCUUGCCAAAGUAGUGUAUCUGGUGAAUUUGUACGUACACCAGGUAACAGGCCAUUAUCUUUUGUAAAGGCAAUGGAAAUGUCUGAAACAUUGGAAUGGAGUGCAAAUAAUCUCCAACAAUAUAAAAUUUCUGAAAAUGCUUUACAUUACAAAAUGCCUCAUGAUAUGCCAUCUAAUUAUAAACUGCAGUCUCCAAAUUCUAGCACUUUACAAGACAAUAAAGGUCAAAAAAAAGAACAUGAAAUAAGUUAUGAAAUUUCUGUAUAACAAAUUUAGUUAGAGUUUCUGUAUAACAAAUUAGUUAGAGAAUUCAUACUUUUAAUUAAAAUUAUGGCAAAAAUUUUAACAUUUUUGCCAUAAUUUUAAUUAAAAGUAUGAAUUAUCUCCUGUGCAGAAGUUUGAGAAGAUUUUUAUUAAUUUUUAGGCUAUAAAUAAUUUGAAAUUAUUGACAGAUUCAAAUUGUUCUUAUAAUUUAUCCAAUGGUAGCUGAUAUAAGAUGUCUACUAUCAUAAAUAAAUAAGCUGUAGGAAUUGCAAUACAGUUAUUAAUUUCUUAGGAAAUAUGUGUUCUUAUUAAAAAAUUAAUUCUAAUUAGUGAUAGAUAGCAUAAAGAGAUGUUCUUUGAUUAAUAGUUUUAAUUUUUAGCAGUUUGCAAUUCUUGUAUAAUAUCAAUAAUAUUUGAUAUAAGAUAUUUUAACAUUGUAAAUGGAUUUCAUGUAAAUUUGAUUGCAGAUCAAAUUUUAGUGCUUGAAGGAAUCUGGGAAACAUAAUUAAAUUUACUCAUUAUAAAGCAUUUGGUUAGGAAAUUAAUAUAGUUUAUAUAUUUUUAUUUUACAAUUUUUUGCUAUAUGAUUUUAUUUUUAAUCUUUUAGUCUUGAAAUAUAAACACUAAAAUUUUUGUGCCAUAAAGUUAUUAAUGCAUUUUUGUUUAAGUAAAUUUGAUAUAAUUUAUUACAUAGGUUUUAUGCAUAAAUAUAUAAGAAGCAGUUCAUGAUUUGACAAUUUUUUCAAAUUGAUCUUGUCACGUAGAUGAAUUUGAUUAACAUAUGUGUAUGUGUGUAUGUAUAUAUAUAUUACGCUAUAUUUUUAGCUAGUUUAUUUUAUUUUAUUUUAAAUCAAGAAUAGCAUAUGUAAUUGUAAGUAAAUGUGCAGUUUAGAUUUAUUUAUUCAAUAAAAGCAGCCUCAAGAGAAAUUACAAAGUGAAAAUACUGAAAAUGUAAGCAUGGAUUAAAAACUCAUAGGGUAAUGCUAUUUAUUUGAAAACAUGCAUAAUACAGGAUUCCAAAUUUUGUGAAAUAUCAAUUGAAAUUCUAAUAAAAAUGUAAACCUAAUCUCAGAAUUUUAAUAGCUUUAUCAUAUGAUAAAUGAAUUGAAUCAAUAGGUAAGCAAUAAAAACAAGAAAAUACAUUUAAUUUGUAAUGAAAACGCAGGAAUGAAUGAAUAAGAAAUAAAGUAAUUUAAAAUGCAUAAAAUGUUUGUGUAAUGAAAUUUGAUUAAAUAAUGUGCAUAAUUCCAGUGGAUUAAAAAAAAUAUAUGAAAUUUUGUUGCAAAAAAAAAUAAAUUAUUGAAUUAUUUUGUCAUUAUAGUUCUGUAAUACCUGUGAGGGUUCCAACUACUUAGCUAGCUCAGACUCAAUAAGGUGUUGUCUGGUCUGUGUAGUGAAUUAUCACCACCUGAAUAAUUAAUAAGCACUCAAACUGGCAACAGAAUUAAUACUUUUAAGUUUAUUCUACUUUAGUGCAUGUGAGUGCUUAAAUUAUACUAGACAAACUCAAUUUUACCAGCCAAUGUGGAGUUUUGACACAAAAACUUCCUUUCACAACAAGAAUCUUUCUAUACUUUUCUUUUUUUGGAAAAUAUUUUACACAAUUUUAUGUAAUAUCAUUAUUAUUUAUUGUAUUUUAAGUAUGAGAAAUAAUGGUUAACUUCUCUGUCUGAUUUUGAACUUCUUCCAUUCAUAUCAAAUACAUGCAUACAUGCAUGUUUGAAUAUCUAAAGAUUUUAUGUGAUUCCAGUUCAGGUUGUGAAAUAAGACUAUUUUGCUUAUACUGUAACAAUGCAUUCAUAACAUAUUAAAGUUUCCUAAAAUUGCAA
This is a messenger RNA of Stegodyphus dumicola, 4577 nucleotides long. RefSeq lists its product as uncharacterized. NCBI's taxonomy places the organism in Eukaryota, Metazoa, Arthropoda, Arachnida, Araneae, Eresidae. Gene Ontology annotation, molecular function: palmitoyltransferase activity. Gene Ontology annotation, biological process: protein palmitoylation. The record is from RefSeq and is a predicted model, not a curated record.